UUUCGAAACGGCAUGUGGCAGGUUUGUGGCACGGCAAAUGAAUGCGAAUUCAGUUUUGUUUCGACCAUCGUGCGGUAAGGAAGUUCUAACGGGAAAAUUGCUAGUCAAAGCUAAAAAACCAGCAUAGUGUGGUAAACACUUAAUGUAGCUUGAAGCUUGUGGCGUGUGUUAAGCAAAUGAUAAAAACUAACUAAAUGCAAGUCUGCAAAUAAUGAGUUAAAAACUGCAAUAAAAAAUGAAAGAAACUACUUAAGCGUUAAGUUCGUAAUACCCGCGGGAGGCACACACCUACCGUAUUUAAUUCUAUUAGCGCUCGGCAAUUGAAUAUUUGCAUAAAAGCCUUUUUAUGAACACGACGCACAGGAAGUAAAUGUGCAAAAUAAAGAAUAAUAUAAAAACAACAAAAAAGUGCACAUACAAAAUAAAACUUUAAAACCGGCGUCAAUAAAGUGUUUUCGGGGACGCACACGCUCGUAAAAACUCAACUACAUUAAAAAUACAAAUAAAAAAGUUUUAAGGCAAAAACAAACACAAAUGCAGAGUUGGAUGUGAGUGUAAAAACACGAAGGAGUGUACGUAAGCAAAGAAAAAUAAAGCAAAAGCUGCAGAGACAUAAAACACACGCACACAACGACAGCCAGUCAGAGUUGCAGGAGUCACGCUCCGGCGCCGCGGCCGCCCACUAGGCGUGUUAAUCCUUCGACAGCGACAGAGCAGCUGAGUUAAGUGACAGAAAGCAGCGGCUUUUAAUGGCACGUAAAUAAUGGAAAAGACCUAUAUGUAUAUAUAUAUACAUAUAUAUAUCAUAUAUACAAUGCAAAAGUAAAGCGAUAAAAGAAUAAAAUCCGCAAAGCUGCAAGAAGUAAAAAGUUCCGCUCUCCGCAGUAAAAGCGCGCAAAUAAAAAUUACACAAACAAAAUCAUAUUAAAUACAAUAAAAAAAUUUUAAUUUCCGGGAAAUAAAAUUUAUAAAAGCUGAAAGUCACAACAGCACGAGCGCAAACCGUUAAUAAAUGGUCCGGCUGCGGAUUUUCACUUUUCGCGCGCUUAUUUUGUUGGCCGCCGCUCACAAUUAAAAAUGGCUUAACACAGCAGCCAGCGCCUGCACGUGUGUGUGUGUUGGUGUUUAUCGAAUUUUCAUGUUCGGUGCGCGCGACCCGCGUACUAUUGCUGCUGUUGUAAUUAUCGAAUAGUUUGUGACAUUUCGGAAAAGUUGUGAAUCACAGAAACAAAGUGCCGGGAAAAGCAACAAAAAGUAAACACAAAAACAAAAAAUAUCGAAAAUACAAAUUACAAAAACAAAAACUGUUGUGAAUGAAAAUGUGCAUGAACACUGUGAGAAAAGUGCAAAAAUAAAAAUCCACAAAUGUUGCUCAGCUGUAAUCAGUGUCAAAGUUUUUAGUUUCGCAAAAAGAGACCAGCUGGAAGAUACAUAUCUCCUCACUGACGAAGGAUAAAACGAGCGCUGAGUGUUCAGUCGACUAUUCCCAUGCAAACUUCAUCACGAGGACACCGACUAACGGACAAACUACAACGAAAAUGCUGAUAUUGCUGCCGCUGUUGGGUGUGUUGUUUAACGGUCUCACAACAGCGCAUGUUGAGGCGAAUUUAAGCUUGGAAUUUAAGGCUACAAAGCUUUUGAGGCAACACAAUCCUGCUAACUGUACGGUUGGCAAUACAACAUAUGCACAUGGACAGACAUUUAAAUUGGAUUGUAAAACACAAUGUGUCUGUGAGAACGGACGUCAUGCCUGCUCGUCGCUCUGUCCGAAGGAGCAGUUGCCAGCGCCGGAGGACACGAUUUCCUGCAGAUCGCCUCGCCUGGUGGAGGUGCCGGGACACUGCUGCAAAAUGUGGCUGUGUGAGAAUCCCACAGCUGAUGUAUACGCCACCUGCCACAAUGCCUCGACCAGCCCGUGGACGCCGUGCUCGCAGCCCUGUGGCCUUGGCAUUUCGACGCGCUUCGCCAGCACGAACGCUGGCUGCCGGCAAUUGAGCAGCUUGCGAUUGUGUGAAAAUCGCAAAUGUGAUCAGGACAAUAACAACAGUAACAACAACAACAAAAACUAUUUACUACCGCCACAAGAGGCGCAGCUGUUGGUGCAAAAAGCCACAGCACAACAGCAGCAACAACAACAGCCGACAAAGCAUGCGCACGCAGAGCAGCAACGGCAACAGCAACAGCAACAAAAACAAUUAAUUAGCCAUAAUGUGGCAAACAAUUUAGUUGUAAGUGAGCCUAAGGAUAUUAAGGAUAUAACAGAUUACCAUGCCACAUUGUUCGCGGCGCAUGAGGAGCAUCGAAUACGCAAAGGACACGAGUGUCGCAGCUUACAACGCCUUGGACCGGCACGCAUACGUUUGGGCGCUUGCAUUUCACGCAAGCUUUACCGACCGAAGCUUUGCGGACUUUGUCAUCAGCAUUCGGGCAAAUGCUGUCGGCCUUCGGUCUCAACAACUAUACAGGUGGAACUGCUAUGUCCACUGAACGCCGAGGAUCCCAUCAGCAUUGCCGAACAACAGCAGCCGCCGAAAGGGCAAGCGCCACUUCAACUCUGGGACACUGUGUCGCUGGAGCCAAUCGAUCAGGAAUUCCUGCAAUCACAUCAAAUACAAAUCGAAAAUAAGUUCAUUGCAGUUGAAUGGAUUUUAAAGUGCGAGUGCGGCAAAUAUGAAAAUUGCAACAACCUGCACAAAUACACGACAACAAUGCACAAUGGCACCAGCAAUAGCCACAAAAGCGCACAACAAGGCAGCGGCAGCAGCAGCGACAACAAUAGCAACAGCAGCAGCAGAAAUACCGUUAGUAGCUGGCGCGCAAGUGCCACUCUUAGUGACCGCAAAAAUAAUAAAAAUGUGGUGACAAAUAUUAUCAGUGAAACGGCACGCAAUAACAAUGACUAUGCGUACAACAGCAACAAAAAUAAUGGCAAUAACAAGAGCAACAACAAGAAUAACAAUGCCAGCAUAAGUGGCGGUGGCAAUAACAUGGGAAACAUGGCAAACAGCGACGAGCAAAACAUUGCGACGAACAAUGACAGUGAUAAUCGCUAUGUACAACAACAACAAGAACAAGAGAAACUACAGCAACAGCAGGAAGAGGAAGAAACCUCACAGCAAGGGCAUUUAGUGUCGUCGUCGGGUGAGCUGCAACCAGACAUUAUACCGUAUCCGGCCAUGUUGCCGCCACACCGCAGCAAUCCAGUGGAAAAAACCGACCAGAGAGACCGAGCGAAUAACAACAGCAACAACAAUGGCAAUAACAUUAACAGCAACUAUGCACAGGGACAGGAUGGGGAGGGCGGUAAUAUGGACACAAUUGACAGCAAGCGUGCGAACAGUGAACUCAACAGCAACAACAAUAACAAUAUGCGGCGCGCGGAAAGUGUUGCCGGAGCAAAUAAAAGUAAAGCUGCUGCCGGUUUCGGUUUUUAUAGCCGUGACGGCGAUGGGAGCGACGAUAAUAGUGCCGUUACCCAGAGCAAGCGCGUCGAAAAGCCGAACGAGCACGACGUAGAGCAGCAAAACACACUUGAGGAGGAGCAACAACAAGAAGAUCAACAACUGAUGCAGUGGAAGUUUGAGAAAAAUUUGCAUUAUCAGCAGCGGCAGUUUGCAGUGCCAACAGAGCCAGACGCAAAUUGGUCACCACAUUACACACAUCAUCACCACCAACCGAACAAUCGUCAGCAUCAUCACCAUCACCAUCACCAGCAACAUCAACACCAACAUCAUCUACACCAUCAGCAGCAUCAUCAACAGCAUGAGACGCAUUCACAGCCCCAGCUGCAGCAACAACAUCUUUGGCUGGAACAGCUGGGCGAACAGCAGCACCAACGACAACAACAGCAACCUGAGUUGCAUGCGCUACGCCAACGCAGCACAUAACAACGCAGACGAGCACCACAAAUGCACCGUCAACGGUGGCCGCCACGCAAAGGACGCGGCAAGAGGAAAAAGACCAACCAGGGAGCGAAACGACGCAGCCACAGCGGGACAAUAACGGCGAGGGACGUAGCUGGUGGUGUGUUUGCGAUGGGCACACAAGUGGGCACUUCAUAAAUAAAUUGCGGCGGCAAACUGAUAAACCGGUGUAAAAACAACAAAAUUAUGCGACGCGUUGCAGGCAAAAAGUCCAGGAGACUCUUUACGGCAAAUGAAUGUAAACAACAGCAACAACAAAUAAGCAAUGAAAUAUGCGAGCGUGUGUAUGUGGGUGUGUAUGUGACACGAAUAUCGAACGAAAGGCACAAAAAGGAUGAAGGUGCAACAAUAGCACCAACAGCACGCACCAGCCGACAGUCGAGGAGUUAGUAGUGUACAUUGGCAGGAUAAAGGCAUACCGACAGACAGACAGACUGUGAUACAGCGACGCACCGGCGGAUGAACACUCAAAGCGACCGGCAACAACCGUUGCAAUUUUUGCAUAUCACAAAGCAAAUAAAUUUUUAAUUUCCCGCGCCUCACCAAAAAAUGCCAUGCAAUUUUUUUCGGACAAAGUGUAAAACACAGUUGCAACAACAAUAAUAACAAACAGUUUUGGAAAAGAAAGAGGAGUAAAACGAAAGGGAACAAGUUAUCGUGUAAAAGUUGUCGCAACAACGGACAGACAACACAACCGAACACCAAAGCAAAUAAAUUGACGAAAUUACAGAAAAAAGAACGAGAAAUAAGCCGUGUGCUCAGCGUUAAGUUUACAUCUGUUCUGUGUCACCACUUUUUCUGCUUCAAAUUUUCAGUGUUUUAUGAAGUUCGUUUUGUGUUGUAGAACGACAUAUACAUAUGUAUAUUAUAAAAAAAUUGUGGAAACCGGGAGUUUUGGAGAUUACACAGCAUAUUGAUAAAGCUAAAAACCCAGAGAGUCUUGUUUCUAGUGGUAAUAUUAAAAUCAUUACCCCGAAUAUACAAAUAUCUGGAAACACUCAGCCCAGUACAUAUUCCAUUUAACGAAUUAAAACAUCUAAAAAGGAAUCUAGUUCUGGGACCAUGCAACCCCGUCAGCGUCGAAUAUGUUGAGCAUAUCUAAAAUGAGCAAAGGAAUUGGUUUCUAUCUUAGACUUGUGAAUACUCAGCGAGUUUUGAGUUUUAGUGAAAAAUAUCACAAACUUUAGUGACCAACCUUUUCUUUCCACUUCCGUUUCCUUCUUACACAGUAUGUAAUUAUAUUCUCCAUUCGACCUCAAUAAGAAACAUAUCCUCCAACAAAAACAGAAACUUACAUAUCUUAACUGCUAACUGUGAGUUUUUUUAUACAAAUUACAUUUCUAUUAUAGAAAAUGAUGUUUACUUUUUUUCUUUUAACUUGUGAGUAAUAUGACGGCACUUAAACUUCAUAUGCGGUGUAUAAAAUUUUUUAACGCCUUAUACAUUGUGACAAAAAAGUAACCGGAAAUUGUAAAUAAAACGCAAAAUAUUUAAUUAUUUAUAACUAUUUAUGUUUUCGCCUUCAAAGUAAUCCUCACCAGUUAAAACACAUUUAUUCCUACGAUUUUUCCUCGAAACACCUUUCAUAAGCCCUUUAUAGGAUGGAUGUCAGCUCCUUUAACGAAAAUUGUUUUAUCUCUUUGAAUGACUGAAAACGGGUUCCAUUCCGAUGAUCGCUGACUUGUGCAUGGCAAACUCAUAAACCCAUGUCUCAUCAGCAGUUGUAAUUCUCUCGAUUAAUGUGGGAUCGGAAUUCGUACGAUCAGGCAUAUCCAAAGCGACCUGUUUACGGAACGCUUUUUGAAAAAAGUUAACACUUGCCUGACAAUUUUCAAGCACCAUAUCCUUCACCUUUUUAAUAUUACCAUCAGUUGAAGAGGUCGAAGAUCGUCCAGAACGAGCCGUGUCUUCAACGAUCUCUCUACCGUUUUUGAAGCCUUUGUAGGCACUCGCAGUCUUGUGUUUUUGAUAAAACAGAAUCACCGUAAUUCUUUUCCAACAUUUGCAAUGAUUCCACACACGAAAUUUGGUUAGAAAUACAAAAUUUGAGACAAAUUCUUUGUUCGAUAUUUUUAUCCAUUGUAAAAAUCGCAACACACUCCUGAGAUGUACCGAUUUAAGCAACGCUGUAAAAAAACUGAUUAAAAGAUCGCGCUCACAUUUGGAUAAUAAUAUAUUUUGAGUGGUUUUUUGUAACAAUAUAAAUGGCGAGGCGAGACAGAGAGAGGAAGAGAGAAGGGUAUGAGCAUAACCUUAAAAUAAUACACUUUGGUCUCCAAAAAGAUUGGUUUGCAACUCGAAUAGUGUAGUUUUUAUUAUCAUAUGCGCAGAUCAAAAGCCGAUCACACUUCAUUGCUUGUUCGUGAAUUCUUGUCCUAAAAGAAUACUGUAACGAUGCCACAGCCUCCAUAUUCGCGAGACUUGACUCAGUGUGACUUUGUCUAUUUUCAAAAUUAAAGAGAACCUUAUAGGGCCGUCGUUUUACACGAUAGAUGAAAAUUGCUGAAGAAGCUGAAUGUUAUCCAAAAGUUCUUCGACGAUUUGAAGAAGCGCUAUCAUAAGUGGUUAAUAUCGAAUGGCCACUAUUGUGAUGGCGACAAGAAUCCUAUAGACGAAAGAAUAUUUUUUGUUUUCAAAAAACGGAACACACCUCUUUGGUUAUAUACAGAAAACUAUUUCAAGUAUAUGUGCUCUCCCGCGACAUGCGAUGUGCUCAUACUGUUUUUUCAUUGAUUAAGCGCAAAAAGAGGAAAUGAUUAUUUGUUGGAUCUGAAUAUACAGAAUGAAAGCAGAAAUCGGUUGGGUGAAUAUAAAAAUAAGCUAAUUUACUACAAAUACACAAAUAACUGUAUUUUGUUACACAUGUGUGUACGUGAUAAUUCGAAAAUUUAUAUAAAACCAUAAGUACUAAGCGAAGAUGUAUAAACAUUAAUUGAAUAAAAAGAGAAAAGGAAAAGAAAAAAUAAUAUUAUUUAUAAGUGGAAACGCAACUAAAAAAAAAUAAAAAAUAAUAUUAAAAUGCACAAAACAACUAAAAAAGAAGUAAAUAUUUUUGCGAGCAAGCCUAUACAUAAACAAUUGAAACACUAACAACACUAAGCUAAUUAAAUAAAUAUAAGCGAAACAAAUAAAACUAAAAGCAGCAAAUUUAAAUAUAAAAUAACGCCAAAAUAAAAACAACAAAAAAAAAAAAAAAAAAACCAAAUUUAUGUAGUUGCAAGUUAAGAAAUAAGUCUAAGAUAACUGUAAAAACGAGUAGUGAUAAGUAAGAAUAUUGAAAACUAAAAUUUAAUUAGAUUCGGUAAACACACAUACAUCAAUUAGAAAAGGAGAAACCAAAUGGAAUUUUCUCUUACAACCAGCCGAGAGCUGUUGGCCUGCAAUUUGAGCGUAAACUGAUCUAAAUUGUCUAAACGAAAAUUGUAAAUGCAUUAUAAGAGCAACAACAAUUGCUAUUGAAAAUGAAUUGUAUAAACGUUAAUUAUAUAUUUGUAUGUAUGUAUAAGCAUUAUAUGUAUUUAUAUUGUACAUGUAUUGGCAAUGUAUUCAACGUAUACACUUACAUACAUAGACAACUGAUUUUGAGAAGCCGCUGCUUGUGGUCAAACAGAAAAAAGUGAGAGUUUUCAAAUUCAUGUAACAGAAAGAGAGGGAUAGCAAAUAGGCAAAACAAAAACAA
This is a messenger RNA of Bactrocera dorsalis (oriental fruit fly), 7602 nucleotides long. RefSeq lists its product as uncharacterized. Gene Ontology annotation, molecular function: heparin binding; integrin binding. The record is from RefSeq and is a predicted model, not a curated record. Bases 1539 to 3887 code for a protein of 782 amino acids. Gene Ontology annotation, biological process: cell adhesion; signal transduction. NCBI's taxonomy places the organism in Eukaryota, Metazoa, Arthropoda, Insecta, Diptera, Tephritidae. The transcript has 12 exons. Gene Ontology annotation, cellular component: extracellular matrix.